Messenger RNA from Photinus pyralis (common eastern firefly), 2095 nucleotides. RefSeq lists its product as uncharacterized. The coding region runs from base 160 to 1797 and encodes 545 amino acids. The record is from RefSeq and is a predicted model, not a curated record. The transcript has 2 exons. Lineage: Eukaryota; Metazoa; Arthropoda; Insecta; Coleoptera; Lampyridae.
GCCAGUAGUAGUCACGCCAGUAUUUUAUGUAACGUUUACUCUUUAAGUUCGGAUAAGAUUGAUUGUAAGGCUCUCCAAUGUUUGCGUGCUAUUUGUGAAGUACCUACAGCUUCUUGCUUUUCAAUAUAACAGAAUAGAUCUACGUCAGGUCAGUAUAGAAUGAAUUGCUGCUCCGGUGGAAAAGGCGCGGGUGGUGGACGUUUCAUAACCCGAGCCUUACGGAUUUUCCUUUUGUGGGGCUUAGUCAUCUUUGCCAUCAUACAACUGAAGAGUAUACUAAAGGUACACGUACAGUACCUAAACAGUAGUCUACAACUGCAGGAAAGUUUGGAUCAUGCAGAUUCGACUAUCGAAGCGAUCGACGAAGAGCCUUUCAUCGACAAAAGAUCGAGAUUAUCCGAAGAUAUGCUUGUUGACGACAUACAAAAGCGAAUAGAUAACUUCCCCAUCGCCUACUGGAACAAGAACAAGAGUAAACCCAUCGGCUUCAAUAAAACGUGCGCGCGUUUCCCUAGCAUGUUUGAUCUAGAGUUUAACAACAUAUACUGGCAAACGCUGAGGACUACGAACGGCACCUUUCAGUUAUUUGGCGCCUACCUCGACGCCAGACCCAAUAAUCGUCUGGGACCCACCGUACGAAUCUUAGGCAUGAUCGAUCGGAUACAGCCUACUGUGCCGACGUACUGCCAGUUUUGGUUCGACGGCACAAAGGAACCGGUAAUUGUGAAAAGCUUAGAAUACAAGUACAUUUGGAACAAGGGAUGGGGCAACUACCAGCAGGGAAUAUACCAACCCUACCUAAUAGCGUGUGUAAUUCCCAACCAAUGUCAAAAGGCAGUACCUGAAUCGGUUUCGCUUGUCGAAAAGUCCUGCGAUAAUGCUUCCAAUAAUCUAAGAGUUAUUUAUAAUAAGCCUAAGGCGAAGAAAGAUUUCGCAGUUUGCGUUAAGGGGUUAGAUUUUCUAUACGAGGACUUGUCUGUCAGGCUCGUCGAGUGGAUUGAGCUGCUCAAUCUACUAGGCGCAGAUAAGAUCUUCUUCUACGAGCUGCAAGUGCAUCCAAACAUAAGUAAGGUGCUGAAGUACUACGAGAAAGAGGGGAAGGUAAAGGUCACACCGAUAAACCUGGCGGGUGGGCAGCCGAACGGCCCUUCAUUUCAGCACCUUUACUUGACGAAGAAAAUCAUUCAUAAAAGACAGAAUGAGGUGAUCCCAUACAACGAUUGCUUCUACAAACACAUGUACGAAUACAAAUACAUAACUCUGCUCGACAUUGACGAGGUGAUCAUGCCUAUAGAUGGCACAACGUGGAAGGAGCUGAUGGAGCGUGUGCUGCCCAAGGCCUUAAAAAUAAACAAAGAGGAGAGGGCUUCCUAUAACGUCCGCAACGUAUAUUUCCUAGACGAUAUGCAGCAUAAUCACGGCUGGUUUAAAGAAGUUCCUCGGUAUAUGCACAUGCUGCAGCACGUAUACCGGGCGAAGAAUUUCACAAAACCAGGCGCGUACGUUAAGUGCUUCCAUAAUACGGAAAAAGUUCUCAUUUUACACAACCAUUUUCCUUUCGCCUGUCUGGGAAGUGGUUGUACUACCUACCCGAUUAACACGGCUGACGCCCAACUUCAGCACUAUCGCGCCGACUGCGUCGACGAUUUGAAGCAGAAGUGCGAGGGUUUUAAAAAUAACAGCGUAAUGGAUGUAACGAUAUGGAAGUUUAAACAGCCAUUAAUUGCGAGAGUGUCGACGGCCCUUAGGACUUUAGGCUAUUUUACCUCGGGUAAAAAAUUGGAAGAUCGCAGAUGAUAAAUUAACUGCACUCUAUUUCUACUUGGGUGAUAUGUGCUAAUUGUCGCGAUUCUUUUUAAGAACCGUUCCUGUGUUAUAUUAUUUUUAAUCGUAUUUAAUUUUCUUAAUUAUGUUACAAUGAUAGGUGCGAAAGGUGCUUGGGGGAGACGGGUCCAUUCCGUUUUUCCAUCUGUUGCCCUAUUGCGAAGUCCCUUUUUAGCGCAUUUCCACAAAAAUAAAAAAAAUGCCCUAUUGUCCGUCGCUCGUUUUGAGACGCUACUAGUUCUUUAUUUUAAGAGCUAUUGUUCUACUUUUU